CGAUUACCUAAAAAUAUAUUUGCAGGUAGCAUAAAUGGACUACGUUUGGCGGUAUUAGGAGUAUCGGAAUUUUUCGGGACAACCGUACUGCUAUUCCUGUCAUGUACAGGGUGUACAUCGGGAGCACAAGGACCUAUCCGGGUGCUACACACAAGCAUGGCUGCUGGACUAGCAGUCACUGUAGUUAUUCAGAUGUUGGGACAUAUUUCUGGAGCCCACGUGAAUCCCGUUGUGACGUUGUCCGCUUUUAUUCUUGAUGAAUUAUCCUGUACAGAAGUCCUAGUGUACAUAUUCAGCCAACUACUUGGAAGUCUUGCGGGAUCUGGAUUCCAUGAGUUAGUGACAUCAUCAGAGUUAUACGUCGGCGGUGAUACUACAGAAGCUGCUGGAAAUUGUGUAAAUCUACCAGAUGGGAGUUUAACCGAUUGGCAGGCCCUCGGUGUCGAAAUAAUAUUGUCUGUUAUCUUGGUUAUUGCCAAUUGUGCUUGCUGGGACCAGAGAAACAAUAAUAAAGUGGAUUCGGUACCUCUCAAAAUUGGCAUGGUUGUGGUUGCUUUGAAUUUAUCUGCAGGUGUCUACACUGGAGCAAGUAUGAAUCCCGCCAGGAGUUUUGGACCAGCUGUAUGGGCCAACAACUUUGAUAGUCACUGGGUAUACUGGGUUGGACCAACCAUUGGGUCCCUCAUUGCCAGUUACUUUUAUAAGUAUACGUUUUCGAAAGUUAGAUAA
Phaedon cochleariae (mustard beetle) is the source of this 729-nucleotide messenger RNA. The record is from the annotation of a GenBank genome assembly. Lineage: Eukaryota; Metazoa; Arthropoda; Insecta; Coleoptera; Chrysomelidae.